Messenger RNA from Sparassis crispa, 1422 nucleotides. RefSeq names its product Delta(24(24(1)))-sterol reductase. The transcript has 10 exons. Gene Ontology annotation, molecular function: Delta24(24-1) sterol reductase activity. Lineage: Eukaryota; Fungi; Basidiomycota; Agaricomycetes; Polyporales; Sparassidaceae. The coding region runs from base 1 to 1422 and encodes 473 amino acids. Gene Ontology annotation, cellular component: endoplasmic reticulum membrane. Gene Ontology annotation, biological process: ergosterol biosynthetic process. The record is from RefSeq and is a predicted model, not a curated record.
AUGACUUCCAAGUCAGGUAUGCGUCAAAGAAUCGUCUCCAGCAACGGUACGACGGUGGUGACACCGUCUGACGAAGGCAGGAAAACUGACCAUCUAUUGGACAAGCAUGACCAAUACGAAUUUGGUGGUCCCGGAGGAGUUGUCGCCAUCAUGACUGGCUUCCCCACCCUUAUGUACUACCUUUGGAUUUGUCUGGUGUUCUACGAUGGCCAGUUGGUGCGUCCUGACUCCGUCGAUGACAUCCAACCCUUCCUACAACGGAUGUGGGCUCACAUCAGCAAAGACGCGAGCCCGAACGCGUAUGCUUGGAAAGUUUACUCCGGAUUGAUUGCCUACGAGCUCCUCCUCGCUUGGAUCAUGCCUGGUUACAUGCAAGAAGGCCUUCCUGUUCCAUCUUUGGGGUACAAAACGCUCAUGUACAGGUGCAACGCCACCUUCUGCGUCUACGCGACCAUGAUUACUGCUGCCGUCCUCCACAUCUCUGGAAUCUUCCGAAUGACAGAAAUCAUUGAUAACUUCGGUCAUCUCAUGACUGUAGCCAUGAUUGUUGGCUUUGGUGUCUCCUUUGGAAUGUAUUUCCUGACCAUUGCAACAGGCAAUCAAAUUCGGAUGUCAGGCAACUUCGUCUACGACGUGUUUAUGGGCGCCUGCCUCAACCCUCGCGUUGGUCCUAUUGAUCUCAAGAUGUGGCUUGAAGUCCGCAUUCCUUGGGUCAUCGUUUUUUUCAUGUCUGUCUCGGGCGCUUGCAAACAGUACGAACAAUUCGGUUAUGUUACGCCCAAUAUGGCUUUCAUGUGCCUGGCGACAUGGCUUUACCUCAAUGCUUGUGCGAAAGGUGAAGAAUGUAUUCCUCAGACAUGGGACAUGUUCCAUGAGAAGUGGGGUUUCCUUGUCAUCUUCUGGAACUUUGCAGGAGUACCAUUCUCCUACAUCUAUUCUGUGGUGUACAUGGCUUCCCAUGAUCCAAAAAAGUAUCAUUUCUCUACCCCUACAUACGUUGCCCUAUUCACGACGUUGCUGUUGGCGUAUUUCGUAUGGGACACGUCCAUGUCGCAAAAGAGCCGUUUCAAAAUGCAAACGCAGGGCACCUUGACGUACCGCAAGACCUUCCCGCAGCUACCCUGGGGAACUCUGAAGAACCCGAGCUUCAUCCAGACUGCUCAUGGCAACCGUCUUCUGACUGAUGGUUGGUGGAGAUACUCCCGCAAGCCUAACUAUGUUGCCGAUUGGAUCAUGAGUUUAACCUGGGGUCUGGUCAUCGGUACAUGUACCCCCAUCCCGUACUUCUAUUCGGUGUUCUUCAUCGUUGUUUUGAUCCACCGUUGUGGUCGCGACUUCGAGCGAUGCGCCGUCAAGUACGGUAAAGACUGGGAGCGCUACUGCUCCAUUGUCAAGUACAAAUUUAUACCAGGGAUCUACUAA